Molecule: messenger RNA, 825 nt
Organism: Neltuma alba
Lineage: Eukaryota; Viridiplantae; Streptophyta; Magnoliopsida; Fabales; Fabaceae
Product: temperature-induced lipocalin-1
Exons: 2
Coding region: 82-636 (184 amino acids)
Biological process (GO): lipid metabolic process; response to reactive oxygen species
Cellular component (GO): cytoplasm
Source: RefSeq, a predicted model, not a curated record
GAGCCGUAAUUCAUCAAACUCCUUUCCGCUAAAACCCCACAAUUUGUCUGUUGGACAUAGAGAGAAGGCAAAACCCCAACAAUGGCGGGCAAACAGAUGGAAGCGGUGAAGAAUUUGGACCUGAAGAGAUACAUGGGGCGAUGGUACGAGAUAGCGUGUUUCCCUUCUAGGUUUCAGCCCAGGGACGGCGUCAAUACCAGAGCCACCUACUCUCUCAGGGACGACGGCACUGUGAAUGUGCUCAAUGAGACUUGGAGCGCCGGCAAAAGAAGCUACAUUGAGGGAAUCGCUUACAAGGCUGAUCCUAAUAGCGAUGAGGCUAAGCUCAAGGUCAAAUUCUACGUCCCUCCGUUUUUGCCCCUCUUUCCUGUCGUCGGAGAUUACUGGGUUUUGUACAUUGAUGAUGAUUAUCAGCACGCUGUCGUCGGUCAGCCCAGUAGGAAUUACCUUUGGGUAUUAUGCAGGAAGACCCAUUUGGAUGAUGAGAUAUACAAUGAGCUUGUUGAGAAGGCAAAGAAUUGGGAAUAUGAUGUUAGCAAACUCCACAAGACGCCACAGAGUGAUCCUCCACCAGAGGAAGAGGGACCCCAAGACACCAAAGGCAUUUGGUGGUUUAAAUCCUUACUGGGAAGAUAGGUUCAAUGAGCUUGAAAAUGUGUUUCAAUUUCAUGUAAUAAGAAAGGAAUUAAGAACCCGGACGUAGUAAGUUUGGAUCUUCUUGGUGUCUCUAUUGGAUUGUUCUGUAUAUUUAUAUGUGGUGUAAGUUCCAAGUAUUAUAUGCAUAUUCGGUUAAGAAAAACAAAAAUAGUGCAUUGUGUUGAUCUA